AUGGUGGUUUCAACGUUCCGUCAAAACCUCCGAGAAUCAGGACCAAACGCUGAGAAAGCUCAAAACCAUGGCAUGAGCGUGGUCUACCACUGCCUUGAGGCAAACAAAGACAUUCAGCAUAGAUCAAAAUUUGGGUCGUGGAAGCAACGUGUAACUCCAAAGCUCGACCUCAUUCCCGUCCAAUACUCCAUAACUUGCAGAUCCCCUGAGAGAUCCCUUUCCCUUGCUCGUGCCUUCCCAGAGGCCAACAUUGCUACCUUGAAAAGCAUUAAUGUCUAUCAGGAUGUAACGAUUCCCGAUCUCAAAGGCGCCGUUCCAGACGCGGAGGCAAUCCGCAAAUUUCUACUCAAUGAGUUGGACGUCCCGGAGUCCCAGAUGACAAUUCUACUCGAUUCUCAAGCAACGAGGAGUGCAAUCGUUGGAGCAUUCCAACAUCUGGCUGAUAAUUCUGCGAUUCAGCGAGGAGAUCCAAUUUUGAUAUAUUAUGCUGGUCAUGGCUCAUGGGCCACGGCUCCCAAAGAUUGGCAUACAGAAGACGGCAAGAUUCAAAUGCUGGUCCCCGUCGACUGUGGGAUCAAAGAUAUACAUGGUAUCCCUGAUAAAACCAUAGGGACCUUGAUCACGAAAAUUGCGGAUAAAAAAGGAGAUAAUAUUACCGUCAUUUUUGAUUGCUGUCAUUCGGGCUCUGGUACUCGUGGGGAUUCCUCAGUCGUCUCAACGCGCGGCUUCGACUACGAAAAACAGCUUCCCAAAGAUCUCGACGCCAAGCUCUUAACAGGGGAUGCAUGCAACUCUAAUGAAGUUGCUCGUGAGGCAAAGGGACGUGGCGCCUUUACCACGGCUUUGCUUGCAACAUUGGCCACGGUUUGCACCGACAAAAUAUCUUACACUGAUCUUCUUCGUCGGAUCGAUGCCUUACCGAUGCAAAACCCGCAGUGCGAAGGAGUGAAACAACAUCGUUUCUUAUUUGACUCCAAAGCACCUACCCGCCGGCGCACAGUGUACAACGUCAAAACUCAAGACAACGAACUCAAAAUCGAAGCAGGGGUUAUACACGGCAUUACGAUUGGUGCGACGUUUGAGCUUUGGGAAAGCCACGAGGCUUACGACAACAAGCUGGAGUGUCUGGGGGCUGUGGAUGUCUCUCAAAUUGGUCAAUUUCAUUCUAGCGCAUCCCUGCUUUCUCAUCCAAAGCGCGACAAAACCCCUACCUUGGCGGUCCAGGUUGGCUGGGGUAAGAAGCAGGUCCUCCGACUGUAUGCGCCAGAAGAGGUUUCAUGUGUUCGGGAGGCCGUUUUGAAGCAGUCCGCCGUCACUUCUUCUCAGCGUAUGGAAAUCACAUUGUCCGAUCUGGGAGCCGCAGAGAUCAGUGCGGUGGUUGUGGGAAACAAGAUCGCAUUCGACACGCAUGAUCCCAGAGUUAUGCAGUACGGGCUUACUCGACUUCCGAAGACCGUCGAUCAAGACGUCGACGCGAUCCAUUCUGUUCUUUGCGGCAUAGCCCAUUAUUCGUACCAUCUUCGUCGAACUAACGUAACACCCCCCAAGUUCGAUGGGGUACCACUUCGAGAAAAAAUCGUUGUAGAGUUCUUUAGACUCCAAGAAGGUGGAUUUGGUGAGGACGGGACCCGUCAAAUGGUGCCGGGUGCAAAUCUCAACGUCCCGGGUGCUGGGAUUGAUUUGGUUGUUGGCGAGGCCUUGUACGGAUUCAAGAUCGUCAAUAACAGCCCACUGGACCUGUACCCCUACUUCUUUUUCUUCGACAAUUGCGAUCUUAGCAUCUACCCUCCCUUAAAGAGGGGACAAGAGCUCCCCAUUGGUUACGGCUCAGGGGGACAUACCGCUCGUCGGUACACGAUCGAAGACCCCACCCAGGAUCUAGAAGUCGGGUUCCUGAAACUAUUCAUCUCAAGUCAAUAUGUCGAUUUCUCUAAGGUUGAACAGAAUUCACCGUUUGGAGAUGCGUCUCGUGCGAUGAAGAAAGCGAAGGUUUCGCCUCCUCGCUUUUGGGAUGCCAUAUUCAUUCCCUUGAUUCAGCGCAGGCAUGCAAAACCUGCAGCCGAGGCUCAUGAGGCUGCGUCGCCGCCAGCAGCUGAUGGUGCCUCCGACAUCCGUCGUGACAUCGACCUUUUCAAAGUUCAGCAUCAAGAAGACAUGCGUAAGCUCAAGUCCGAUCUGGAAACGUUGCGGAAGAACAAAGAUGCUGCUCGCGAGGCUACUAAACGAUUGGAACGAGACUGUCAGCAAAUUCAGCAAGACGUCAAGCGCUGUGCACAGGAGCAAGGGGUAUUUGAAGAGCAGUUGAGGAGUAAUCGGCUAGCUUGGAAGAAGGCGAUGGCGGAAAUAAAUUAA
Molecule: messenger RNA, 2352 nt
Organism: Laccaria bicolor S238N-H82
Lineage: Eukaryota; Fungi; Basidiomycota; Agaricomycetes; Agaricales; Hydnangiaceae
Exons: 9
Coding region: 1-2352 (783 amino acids)
Biological process (GO): proteolysis
Molecular function (GO): cysteine-type endopeptidase activity
Source: RefSeq, a predicted model, not a curated record